This is a messenger RNA of Gadus morhua (Atlantic cod), 4198 nucleotides long. RefSeq names its product BR serine/threonine kinase 1b (gene brsk1b). Gene Ontology annotation, biological process: protein phosphorylation; intracellular signal transduction. The record is from RefSeq and is a predicted model, not a curated record. Lineage: Eukaryota; Metazoa; Chordata; Actinopteri; Gadiformes; Gadidae. Gene Ontology annotation, molecular function: protein serine/threonine kinase activity; ATP binding. Gene Ontology annotation, cellular component: cytoplasm.
GAGUAGAGAGGGUUGAACCAAAAAAAUAAGAGCGACGGGGGGUUUUAGCGGAGCUGCAGCGAGACAGGCGCUCUCUAUCUCUGAUGAAAAGGCGGAUUCUGGAGCCUGGACCAGGGGAACUUUGGCGCACCGGGACAUAUCCACCGCACUGUUUUCAGGGCAAAGGACGCGCUGUUUCUCUACAUUCCGCCGGGAGGAGGACAGUGACGGGCCGGCGUGGGAUGCGAGCGUCGUCGUGGGCUACAGGGAGGAGAAGAUGCUGUGAUACCAUGAGCAUCGUCCGCGGCCGAGGAGAGAGAGAGGGUGGGAGAGAGAGCAAGGGAGCCAACGACAGGGACGGCGAGGCGGUUAUCCUCAUCACCAGCACCACCAGCAGCGACGGUGGUUGUUUCUAGAUCCACCGCGGACCAGGGAGGACCCAUUGUCCCACAACAAAUAGCCUAACAGGCCGACCCCCCCUUUUUUUUGGACGGUUGCAAUAUCUCGGUGAGGCUGCUGAGUUAGGCAGGGCAGCCUAGACUAAUAGCGCCCCGGCAGAGGCUGUUUUGAUAGUGCACCCCUCCACCCUCCACCCCUCCCUCCUUGAUGCAGGGCCGGGGGUGAACUAAAGUGUACACCGGAUAUUGGAAAACCCAUUCUGGUGCUGCUGCCACUGCUGCUGUUGUGAUAAUGGAAUAUUAGCCUGUACCUGAUACACCGGGCUAUUCCCGGACAUCCCGGCCUGGACUUGAUAAGAAGACGAAUAUGUGUGUGCAGGGCCUGCAUUUGGACCAUGCAUUAAUUUGUGAGAGCCUAGCCCUGUAUUUCACCGUAUGAGGGGGGUUUGGGUGAUUGUGUGCUGUUGAUGAAUGCAUGCAUUCGGUUAGGUGAGGACAUUUUGACUCGGGUGAUAUUUGACACUGUUUUCUCACUGGUCAGUGUGUAACAAAUGUAACCGUCCCACUGGAUGUCAUGACUCCAUCUGCUCACUUUGAGUCCACUAUAUAUAGCCAGAGAGAGAACUAGACAUUAGAGGCGGCUUACACGGAGGCUGAGCCUCGUUCUUCUAGGCGUAGCCCACGUUCAGCCAUACCUUCUAGACUCAUCGGGACCGCUCACCGACUUCAUCAUCCUCAUCCUCAUGCCACUGAUGCACGUCCCGCAAUUCGGACUUUUGAGACAAGGCGAGGAGCUCUGAGGUUGUGCGUGGGAAACACACUAAAGACAUCUGAACAUCUCAAGAGGCUUCAUCCACUCAUCCUCGACCCUCUUUCAUUCCUCACACGGACUGCUCCGGGUGUAGUUUGCCUGCAGGAUGCAUGACAAGUGCCCGGCAGUCUAGGCCCCGCCGGCGUUAGCUUGUUUCGUCUUGCGAUCACGAACCAGCCCCCUCCGAUCAUUCAGCACAACCGAGCCACCCCACCCACCCCCUCGCCCCCCAACACACACACACGCACACACAUAUCUUCCUCCUGCUCCAUCCCGCUACCUCCCUGCCCUCCCCUCCGGCGACAUCGCAAUAGCGGUGUGUGUAAUGUCGUUACGGCGUGGCCACGCGCGAAGAGGCACCCAUCGCCAUCUCUCUGCCGAUCGCUGCUGAUGUGAUUUCGCCGUUCAACGGGAAUUCGAAUUUACGCCGUCUCUCGUCUCUUGGCCGCGGGGGGACGGGGUGGGACGGAGCUUGCGGGAAAGGAUGAGCGGCAAGGAGCUGUCCGUAGGCCAGUCCAGCCAGUACGUGGGGCCUUACCGACUAGAGAAGACGCUCGGGAAGGGACAGACAGGGCUGGUGAAGUUGGGGGUUCACUGUAUCACAGGCCAGAAGGUGGCCAUCAAGAUAGUGAACAGAGAAAAGCUCUCUGAAUCGGUUCUUAUGAAGGUGGAGAGGGAAAUUGCGAUUCUUAAACUCAUCGAACACCCUCACGUUCUGAAGCUACACGAUGUGUACGAGAAUAACAAAUACCUGUACCUGGUUCUGGAACACGUGUCAGGCGGAGAGCUCUUCGACUACCUGGUGAAGAAGGGCCGACUCACGCCCAAGGAGGCGCGCAAGUUCUUCAGGCAGAUCAUCUCCGCGCUGGACUUCUGCCACAGUCACUCCAUAUGUCACAGAGACCUGAAGCCGGAGAACCUCCUGCUGGAUGAGAAGAACAACAUGAGGAUAGCGGACUUCGGCAUGGCCUCGCUGCAGGUGGGGGACAGCCUGUUGGAGACCAGCUGCGGAUCUCCACACUAUGCAUGCCCAGAAGUCAUCAGGGGGGAGAAGUACGACGGUCGCAGGGCUGACGUGUGGAGCUGCGGGGUCAUCCUGUUUGCCCUGCUGGUGGGCGCGCUCCCCUUCGACCACGACAACCUGCGGCAGCUCCUGGAGAAGGUGAAGAGCGGCGUGUUCCACAUGCCUCACUUCAUCCCCCCCGAGUGCCAGGCCCUGCUGCGCGGCAUGAUCGAGGUCAACCCGGACAAGAGGCUCACGCUAGAAGCAAUACAGAAACAUUCCUGGUACCAGGGCGGCCGCAACGAGCCCUGCCCCGAGCAACCGCCCCCCCGCAAGGUGUGCGUGAAGAGGAUCACCUCGCUGACGGAGCUCGACCCCGACGUGCUGGAGAGCAUGUACUCCCUGGGCUGCUUCCGGGACCGCGGCAAGCUGACCCGCGACCUGCAGUGCGAAGAGGAGAACCAGGAGAAGAUGAUCUACUACCUCCUGUUGGACAGGAAGGAGCGCUACCCCAGCUGUGAGGACGAGGACCUACCCCCCAGGAACGACCUCGACCCCCCGAGGAAGCGCGUGGACUCCCCCAUGUUGACGCGCCACGGCCGCUGCCGACCCGAGAGGAAGAGCCUGGAGGUCCUGUGUGCCACCGAACAGGGGUCUCCCACCCCGCCGCGCAGGGCCCUGGACGCCUCCGUGCCCAGCCAGAGGUCUCGUUCGGUCAGCGGAGCGUCCACAGGCCUGUCUUCCAGCCCUCUCAGCAGUCCCAGGGUGACCCCCCAGGGCUCGCCGCUGGCCACGCCCCUCGGCACGCCCGUGCACCAGGCCCACCACCACCACCACCACCCCUCCACCUCCUCCUCCUCCUCCGGCUCCACCCCUCCUCCCCCGCCCCCCCCCUCCUCCUCCUCCUCCUCCUCCAGGGUGGAGGGGGGCGGCGCCUCGCUGACUCCGCCCUCCAGCCCCGGCGGGGGGCUGGCCAGCUCUAGCUCCGCCCACUGGCGCACCCGGCUCAACUCCUUCAAGAACAACCUGCUGGGGUCGCCGCGCUUCCACCGCCGCAAGCUGCAGGUUCCAACGUCAGAGGACAUGUCUAGCUUGACUCCAGAGUCCAGUCCAGAACUGGCGAAGAAGUCAUGGUUCGGCAACUUCAUCAACUUGGAGAAGGAGGAGCAGAUCUUCGUGGUGAUCAGAGACAAGCCCCUCAGCUCCAUCAAGGCUGACAUCGUCCACGCCUUCCUCUCUAUCCCCUCCCUCAGCCACAGUGUGGUGUCCCAGACGAGUUUCCGGGCAGAAUACAAGUCCUCCGGUGGCCCCUCCGUCUUCCAGAAGCCUGUCAAGUUUCAGGUGGAAAUCGCUUUCUCCGAAGGGGAGCGGGAGCGGGAGAGGGAGCGAGCGGAGAGGGAGGGCAGGAGAGAGCUGGGUAUCUACAGUGUCACGUUCACCCUCAUAUCAGGUCCCAGUCGCAGGUUUAAGAGGGUGGUGGAGACCAUCCAAGCCCAGCUCCUGAGUACCCAUGAUCAACCCUCUGUGCAGGCACUGGCUGACGAGAAGAACGGUCAGCUGCUGCGUCCGCCCAGCACCCCCACCCGACAGAACUCCCGCCGCUCGGAGGGCGCCCCCGACCGCGAGUGGGACCACGGCGCCGAGCGGGAGAAGGCGGACCGCGGCGGCGAGGGCGGCGUGGUCACGGCCGGGCUGGGCGGCGGCGGCGGCGUUGGCGGCGGGGGCGGCGCCGGCGCCGGUGUGGCGGCGGUCGCCGGCGGGGCCGCCCUACAACGGAGGGGCUCGGGGAAAGACAAGACCCGACUCCUCUCGACCACCAACGGGACGCAGUCUCACCCCUAAGUUGAGCCGACGGAGAGACGAGAAAGAGGGGGAAAAAAGAAAAGAAUGUCUUGGGGAGACGGGGAAGGGGCUUCCCUUGCUGCCCCUUGCUUCCUCCCCUCCCUCCCUGUUUCCCUUCCUCUGUUCCUUCCAUCCUCGCUGUCCUGGGACGGUGACCCCCGUCCC